CACUGGAAGAUAAUCUUCGCUCUCCCACCAUCACCAUCCUUAGACUAAGGUAUCACGAUCUUUUUUGUUACACUGUGAAUUUCUGGGGGGAGUCCUGAACGCGAGGCUCUCGCAAAUUCUGCAGAGCAGCCCCAAGCAUACAGCACUGAACCGACCGCUCUUUGGAAGACAUCGUCUCGUCUAUCGUAACGAGACUUCUCUCUUUGAAUGGCACCGCCGCUGACGGUCCGAAAUCUCACGGCAGCUACCAUCACUUUGAAGAGCUUGGAACGCUUCGAGGACCCUAACACGAAACAAUCCAAAGCUACAGCUUUUCCGUCAGCACUGAAGAAUGCUCAAGCGAUAGCACCGUCGGCGCCUGAAUUGGGCUUGCAUGUCCAGUCAUUCAAGCGCCAGGAUGUCGAUGUCGAGCUUGCACCAUUUGAGUCAUAUACGCUCCAAUUUCAAGCUCUUGAGCAGCCCGAUGCCAAACCAGCUUCAUCGCCAACGAGCACCACCCUAAGACUAACAUUAGAGGAUGAGGGAAAACAGCGCUUUCGCAUCGACACCAACCCCACAUACACACAAAAAGGCUCUCGCAUAUUAACGCCCCUGACACCCAAUCCCUCAACCAGCUACACUGCUCUAUAUCACCCGACGACACCCAUAGCCCACCUGACUAUUCACACACACCACCUCCCCAACUAUGCAAGAUGGAUGCAGAAUCUUCCUGAUAAUCUUCCCCUUUCUGCCAUCAGCAUCCCCGGAACGCACAACUCGCACACGCACUACCGAGCCUUACCAUCUGUCCGCUGCCAAGUCGUCGAAGUCAAAACGCAGCUUGAAAACGGCAUCCGGUUCCUUGACAUCCGAGUCCAGCCCGCCAGCGCAACAGACACCUCGAAACGCGACCUAUAUCUCGUGCACGGUGCAUUUCCCAUCAGUCUGACCGGCGCCAAGUACCUCGAUCCUGUACUCAAUGCAUGCUACGCCUUCCUUUCGGCAAAUCCCAGCGAAACAAUCCUCGUUUCGCUAAAGCGCGAAGGCGUGGGCAGCGCUACAGACGCCCAUCUUGCCGCCAUACUCGAGAAGCACUACUUCGCCCCCAACGCAUCCAAAUGGUAUGUGGACGAGGCGAUACCAUACCUGGGCGCAGCCCGCGGCAAGCUCGUCCUCGUGCGGCGCUACAAACUGACCACGUCCGCCUCACCCGGCCCAGACACCGACACCGACACCGACGAAGCCGCCCCCGGCCUCGGCCUCGACGCAACCGCCUGGCCAAACAACGCCACGCACGCCCUCCACGGCCCCUUCUGCAUCCAAGACUUCUGCGAGAUCAUGCACCCGUCUUUCAUCCCUCAUAAGCUGACGCACGCCAACGCGCACCUCGUCCGCGCCGCCUCGACCACGCAUUUCAUCCCCGGCGUGAACACCGAUGCGACGAAUCCCGUCCCGCCGGGUCCCUUGUAUCUGAACUUCCUGUCUGGCAGUAAUUUCUUCAACAGGGGCACGUGGCCGGAGAAGAUUGCGAGGGUGGUAAAUAGGGGCGUCGAGGAGUGGAUUUGCACGGGGCAUCAUCUUGCGACACCGGUUGGGGAUCCGCAGACGCCGGGGCAUGCGAGUGUUGAAGGGGUGGAGGGUGUGAGAGGCGUGGGCGAGGGGGACGGGGGUGCGGGGGUGGUGGUUAUGGAUAUGGUUGGAGACGGUGGGAAUUGGGAUUUGGUGCGAUUGGUUGUGGGGCUGAAUAUGGGCCUUCUAGAGACGGUGAGAUGUGCGAUGUGAGAUUGUGU
This is a messenger RNA of Paraphaeosphaeria sporulosa, 1769 nucleotides long. RefSeq names its product 1-phosphatidylinositol phosphodiesterase precursor. NCBI's taxonomy places the organism in Eukaryota, Fungi, Ascomycota, Dothideomycetes, Pleosporales, Didymosphaeriaceae. Gene Ontology annotation, biological process: lipid metabolic process. Gene Ontology annotation, molecular function: phosphoric diester hydrolase activity. The record is from RefSeq and is a predicted model, not a curated record. Bases 208 to 1761 code for a protein of 517 amino acids. The transcript has a single exon.